This is a messenger RNA of Leopardus geoffroyi (Geoffroy's cat), 6101 nucleotides long. RefSeq names its product suppressor of cancer cell invasion (gene SCAI). The record is from RefSeq and is a predicted model, not a curated record. Gene Ontology annotation, cellular component: nucleus. Bases 101 to 1921 code for a protein of 606 amino acids. Gene Ontology annotation, biological process: DNA-templated transcription. The transcript is spliced from 18 exons. Gene Ontology annotation, molecular function: transcription corepressor activity. Lineage: Eukaryota; Metazoa; Chordata; Mammalia; Carnivora; Felidae.
CCUCCUCCCGCCUCUCCGCCUACUCCAGCCUCCGCCGCCUCAGCUUCCCGAGCGAGCCCUGCGGCCGCCGGAGCAGCUCCCGCGGCGGAGCAGGAGCCGGAUGGUCAGAGGAGCCCGGCAGCCCCAGCAGCCGAGGAGUCGCCUGGCCCCCAGACUGACUGGCACGGUGGAGAAACCACCUCGAAAACGGAAAAGCAGGACUGAAUUUGCUCUUAAAGAAAUCAUGUCCUCUGGAGGUGCUGAAGAUGAUAUCCCACAGGGAGAGAGGAAAACAGUUACAGAUUUUUGUUACCUUCUGGAUAAAUCUAAGCAACUGUUCAACGGAUUAAGAGAUUUGCCACAAUAUGGGCAGAAGCAGUGGCAGUCCUAUUUUGGAAGAACUUUUGAUGUUUACACCAAACUCUGGAAGUUCCAGCAGCAGCAUCGACAAGUCUUGGAUAAUCGGUAUGGCUUGAAGCGGUGGCAAAUAGGGGAAAUUGCUUCUAAGAUUGGGCAGCUAUACUACCAUUAUUACCUACGCACAUCUGAGACCAGCUAUCUGAAUGAGGCUUUCUCCUUCUAUUCCGCAAUCAGACAGAGAUCAUAUUAUUCUCAAGUCAAUAAAGAGGACAGACCUGAGUUGGUCGUUAAGAAGCUUCGAUACUAUGCAAGAUUUAUUGUAGUUUGUCUUCUUCUCAACAAAAUGGAUGUUGUGAAGGAUUUGGUGAAGGAAUUGUCAGAUGAAAUUGAAGAUUAUACUCACCGCUUUAAUACGGAAGAUCAAGUGGAAUGGAACUUGGUGCUUCAAGAGGUAGCAGCUUUCAUUGAGGCGGACCCCGUAAUGGUAUUGAAUGAUGAUAAUACCAUUGUUAUCACAUCUAAUCGCCUUGCGGAGACAGGAGCACCAUUGCUGGAACAGGGCAUGAUUGUGGGACAGUUGUCUCUGGCUGAUGCGCUCAUUAUUGGUAAUUGUAAUAACCAGGUUAAGUUUAGUGAGCUGACUGUCGACAUGUUCCGGAUGUUACAAGCCCUGGAAAGGGAGCCAAUGAAUUUAGCUUCCCAGAUGAAUAAACCAGGAAUGCAGGAAUCAGCUGAUAAACCUACCAGACGAGAAAACCCCCACAAGUAUCUGCUCUACAAACCAACCUUCAGCCAACUCUACACGUUCUUAGCAGCAUCUUUUAAGGAGCUGCCUGCCAAUAGUGUACUUCUGAUUUACCUGUCAGCCACUGGCGUUUUCCCCACAGGUCGUUCUGAUAGUGAAGGUCCUUAUGAUUUUGGCGGAGUACUUACUAAUAGUAACCGGGAUAUUAUAAAUGGAGAUGCCAUCCACAAACGAAAUCAGUCCCACAAGGAGAUGCAUUGCCUUCAUCCUGGAGACCUCUAUCCUUUCACAAGGAAGCCACUGUUUAUUAUCGUGGAUUCAUCCAACAGCGUUGCAUACAAGAAUUUCACAAACUUAUUUGGACAGCCACUAGUCUGCUUGCUUUCUCCUACAGCGUAUCCAAAGGCUUUACAAGAUCAAUCUCAACGAGGUAGCCUCUUCACUCUCUUUUUGAACAAUCCUCUAAUGGCCUUCCUAUUUGUCUCUGGAUUGUCAAGCAUGCGCAGAGGCCUAUGGGAAAAGUGUCAAGAAUAUCUUCGAAAAAUCAACCGCGAUAUUGCCCAGCUACUGACCCAUUCACGUUCAAUAGAUCAGGCAUUUCUCCAGUUUUUUGGAGAUGAGUUUCUUCGCUUGCUCCUCACAAGAUUUAUCUUUUGUUCAGCCACCAUGAGGAUGCACAAGAUUUUUCGGGAAACGCGAAAUUAUCCAGAAUCAUACCCACAGCUGCCGAGGGAUGAAACAGUGGAAAACCCUCAUCUCCAGAAGCACAUUCUGGAAUUAGCGUCCAUUCUGGAUGUUCGAAACGUGUUCCUCGAGAGUACCAUAGAUGACUAUUAAAACAAAAACCCUCUUGUUGAAACAAUUUUUCAUUUGCCACAGAUUUUACAUGGUGCAGUUUUAUAAUGUGAUGACAGACACAUAGUGGUGUUACUUAGUUUUAAUUUUUUUAAUUUAAGGCCACCAUUUUAAAAACAAACAAAAAUUGGUCAAACUUUUAGGGUAACCGUUUUAAAAUACAGUCUUUCAAGUCUUUUAAAAAACUCAAUUAAUCUUGGAAUUUUUACUUUUCAGUUUUGAGGUACAGCUGCUUACCUCCAACAUUUAAGCCUACACACAAACAGUCACUGUUCUCACCCUCAGAAGAGUAAAUCAUUUAUUUUUAUAUAAUGAGGAAAAUCCAGCUCUUAUACUUGGACCUUAAAUGUGUGGAUUUAGGAAAUAUCUCAUUGUUCACAAAGAUGAAACUAGCCAGCAUGGACUAUUAAAAAUCAAGAACAGAGUCUUUCCAUAAUAUUUCUUUUCAUUCCAACUUAGUAGGGUAGUCAAAUGUAUGAUUCUUUGAAGAAUAAUCGAGGCAAUUUUUGAAAUCAUUUAAUUCAUUAAAUACUGUCACAAUUUCGGAAACUGUAUAGGAUCGAUUUGCAUCUUAAAUUUUUAAUUGGAGUCUUAAGAUGAUAAAUAUCACUUGGAAUGUGUGAUCCCUGUGUUAUCAUGAGCUGUGCUGGCAUAUUUUGUUUUCUUUAUAAUCUGAAUACUGGAAAUGACGAAAAGUAUUUCAGUCAGAAAAUCAGAUUGUUGGUUUCAUAAUACGAUUUUUCCAUGAGGAAUUCUAUUUAAACUCUUAAUUCACGAUACCAGGUUUAAAGAUUAUCCAGAUUGAAGGCUGUGGCAUAUAGUACAGAGUUUAUAAUCUUUUUGCCUAGUUCACAUUUAUGAAACUUCAAAGUCAGAGGUGUCAGUAAUUUUAGUUGGGGGCAACUGAAUUGUUUAGCUUAAAAUGGAAGUAACUUUUGCAUUGACAAUUUGGAAAUAAGAUUUUUAAGAACUCCUUAUAUUUAAUAUUUUAUAUUCAUGCACAAGUUUUUUUUUAUUAUUUUAAAUAGGACUCAGUAUAUAAUAUAAAGAUUUUUGUGUUCUUUCUUCUCUGUCAUCCCCUUCAUAAUUUCAUACGCAUUAGCUAUGAUGUUUUGGAUUUUUUCCCCCUUCUUUUGACUCGACAGCAUUCAAGUUCCGAAAUCUAUGAAUCAAAAGCCCUUCUACCUAAUUUUCUGUGCAGGCUCACAUGCUACCUCUGGCAGUUCCAGGGGACAUAAGGUGAUUGCUUUUGGUGCCUCUUUCCUGUGUCCUUAGGGAAAUUUUACUGUAAUAUUUUUAGCUUGGCUUUCAUUUCAGGCAUAGGAAAUUAUUUGGGUCUAACUUAUUCGUAUACCUGUUCCAAUUUGAUGAUUUUUUUCAUCUGAAAUCUUGAAAUCAUUGUUCUUAGGUUUGGGGGACUUUGUGAUAUUUCAUUAAUUUUUUCUCAUUAUUUUUGUUUGUUCUUUUAAACAUUAUUUCAGAAAGCUUUAGAAAAUUUAUCCUGGAGGGAGAUUUCCUUUGCCCAUUGGGUUGUUUUUCUUUAUCAGAUAAAGACUGUUUUUCCCAUUUUUCAGUACCUUAAUAAACUUAAUAGCUUUCCUUCCAUAACAGUGUUCACCUGGAUUACAGCAAUAGACUGACCUCUUGUUUCAAUUCCCCUGAAGUUCUGUGCCAGUAACAUACCUAACAACACGUGCUUUUCUGACUUCUGAUGCUUAAAAUAGUAUUUAUCCUCCUGAGCUUUAUUCUUACCUGUUUUUAGCAGAAAGAACACUGAUCUGAGAACUAGGAGACCUGAGUUCUUGUCCUGGCUUUCUUGGUAACUAGCUUUAUGCCCUUUGACAAGUGUCUUCAUGUUUCUGUUUUAUAGUAUUCUCAUCUAUAAAACAAAGGCAUUGACCCAAGGUCCUAUUCAGUUCUCUGGUUCUGUAAUUAAAAUUUGGAUUCCAAAUAAUUCAUUUCCCUACCCCUGCCACCUGGAAAACUAGUUUCCGUGAUUUUAGCAUGAACAUUUUCUUUUCUAAGUCAUAUUUAACUUUUCUUUAUUCACAAAAGUAUUUGGGUCUCAGUUAAUGUAAAAACUAAUCUCUUGAAGAAAUUAGAGCUUUUGCAAUUAGAAACAUGUUUGUCCAAGAACAAGGGGUCUUAGAAAUCACAAGUUUAGAUGAUGACAUUGUUUCUUGAGCUGAUAGUAAUUUCCUAUUGGUAGUUAAAAAUCUAAAGUGAGCCAAAGUGAUCUUGAAUCUUCAAGAGAGGAAAACUGUGCUAGAAAAUUCUAAACCGUUGUUUCAUUCAUGCCUUCAAAAGAACAUGGUACUGAACAACAGCUAGACUCCAGAUUUUGGUCUAGGCAUUGGGAAAGCAAACAAAUUAGGUUUAAAAUUCCUUGUCUUCAUGAAGCUUACAUUUUAGGAGGAGAAGCCAGGCAAUAAACAUAAUAAGUAAGUAAAUUUAUAUUAGACAGUUAUAAGUAGUAUGAGGAAAAUUUGAGCAUGGUAAGGGAAACGAUUCAAUUGUUUCUGGACAAACAGUGUCUGAGUGAUCAGGGUAGGCCUUAUUGAGAUUACAUUUGUGCAAACACUUCAUGGUUUUUUUUUUUCACUUUUUAUUGUGAAAACUUUAGGCAAACAUAGAAUUUAGCAAAUUGUUUUAUACCCAUCACCCAGCUUCUACAUUUUAAGACAUUACUUUAAUCAAGGAAAAAGAAAUAUAAAAGGACAAUCACCUAUAGACGAUGGCAACUAAUCUCUUUUUCAAUGCAUACUGCUCCCCUUUAUAAAUAUAAAAAUAUUAAGCCCUUUAUUUAUUUCAUUUUAGAAUUCAUAGAAAUUUAAACAUUGGAACUAAGAACAAAGCAAAGCAAUGGGAAAAAGCACUUCUUUGUUUUCAAAUUGCACAAACUCCCCCUGGAGAUUCUGAUAGUCUCUCACCUCCCUUAAGAAUCACUGCAAACGAAACAAAGCGUAAGAUUGCAAGAAGUCACUUACAUACAAAACAAUGUUAAGCACAACGGAAUUAUUUUCCCUUUCAUUAAUUAUGUAUUUCUGAAGUUGGUAAAGCAGCUAUUUUAUCUCUUUUUCAGAAGAGAAAUCUGAGACCCCAAAAAACUAUAGAUUUAUUCAUAGUGGCAGAGCUAGAGCUGAAACUCAAAUCUCCUAACCUCAGCCCAGUCUUACUAGUAGCUCAGGUUGAUUUCUAUAAUGAACAAGAAAAGAAUAAUUAGAGAUUUAUAUUUUGGCACAAAAGGUUAUGGUAUUUUAAAAUUAUAUCAAAUAUUGAAACCAGGAAAUCAGUCAUCCCUAGCAAAUUUUUAUUAAUUAUAAGAAAUCCCCAAGCCAAACAAUUUAGUCUUGAUUCUAGCCAGGAUAUAUUUUUUGUAUGUGUGUGUGUGUGUGUUUUCCUCCUAGGAAGUGGUGCUCUCAAAACCUCUCAAAGCACAUAGAAUUUAUUGUACCCUUUAUAUUUUUACCAAGUUGAAAUGUUUUGAGAUUAUAGAAGCAAAGUGCAAUCUAGUCGUGGCUGAAAUUUUCCUGAUACAGGAUCUGGGUUUUCUUUUUUUCCUUAGUUGUGGCUACUGCCCCUUAUUUUCUCCUUGUAAUAGAAUUCUCUGAAACAGAUUAGGUGGUAAUUGUACUGAGUUUCAUUGAGGAAAAAGCAUCCAAUCUGAUUCAUAUAGCAAUUGUGGGGUUUUCUUUAGCUUUCUUCUCCAACUUGAAUCUCUGACCAGUAUGACUUCGUAACUUUGUCUCUUAGAAGGGAUUUGGACUCAGUUGAAAAAUCUUGUAGUAAUCCACGGGGACUUGUAAUCAGCCUGAUAUAUACAGAACAUUCUGGACUGGAAAUAGAGUAAGGUGCCAAGGUGUGUAGACUUGGCUAGUGCCAGUGAUUCAGAACCACCUCCCUACCCUAAGUGAGUAAAAAGAUUUGAUACGAAUAUGAAUGGUAUGAAUCUCCUGGUGAUAUUUUGGGUGUGUAUGUUGCUGUGUGUGUUUGGAGAGUAUAAAGGGUAUUUACAUUGAGGGCUCUUUUGUUGACCUUAUUUAUUUGAAAAUCCUAUUUUAUUUGUAAUCGCAUGUGUAUAUUUUUGUGAUGCUAAAUGCAAUCUCUGUGUAUACUUUUUUGUAUAUAUGUACAGAUUUGUAAAUAUAUUGGUAUGCAGUGA